Molecule: messenger RNA, 8537 nt
Organism: Pocillopora meandrina
Lineage: Eukaryota; Metazoa; Cnidaria; Anthozoa; Scleractinia; Pocilloporidae
Source: the annotation of a GenBank genome assembly
AUGGCCAGAAACAAUUUAUCAGGAGGUGGAGUACAAAUGGAAACCUUUCAAGAACUGUUAUGUUCCCCGUCUUCGGUAGGUGGAUUACCAAAACAAUCAAAUCAUCUCGCAGUGGUAAAUGUGAUCCUCUCUCUUACUGCAAUUCUCGGGAAUUCGCUAAUCCUGGUUUCCCUUCGCAAAGAAUGUUACCUCCAUCCGCCCUCCAAACUUCUGUAUCGUUGUCUGGCAACAACUGAUCUUUUGAUUGGUCUUAUUAGCCAGCCUCUCUUUGCUAUUUAUUGGAUAUCCAUAGCUAAUGAACACUGGAAUCUUUGUCGAUAUAUAAGGGACGCUGCCUUAGUAACAAGCUAUGCAUUUUGUUGCUUAUCUUUGUUUACAAUGAUGUCUAUAAGCGUGGACAGACUUCUUGCCCUUUUGUUGGGGCUGAGAUACAAACAAACUGUAACUUUAAAGCGCACAAGUAUUAUCUUAGCUGCCGUUUCGGUUUUAUCGGGUGUGGCUGCUUUAUGCUACAUUUUAGAUUACCGUAUGACCUUAUGGUUUGGGUAUAUCUAUAUUCCAUCUUGUUUACUGAUCUCAGUGGUCUCGUACACAAAGAUAUUUCGCACCCUCAUUCAUCAUCAAGUUCAAGUUCGACUACAGUCAAGUCAACCAAAUUCACUGAACAUUUCGCGAUACAGAAAAGCGGUGUACAGUGCAUUGUGGGUGCAGUUAGCAUUAGUUGUUUGUUAUACACCAUAUAUUAUAGUUGAAAUCGUGAUUGUGGAGGGUAAUAGAAUAACAUUUUCAUCACAUUUAAGUGUCAUCAGAGGAAUAGCAGCAACUUUAGUUUACUCCAACUCGACGUUAAAUCCGUUUCUUUAUUGCUGGAAAAUUAAUGAAGUGAGACAAGCAGUGGAGCAGACAAUCAGACAAACGCUUUGCCGUCCAUGGAGUUAGAUCUGCCUCGAUUGAGGCAUUAUUUUAUUUGUUGUUUCAAAGCUGACAAGACAACGCUUGUUUGUAAUAUAAUAAUAAAUAUAAAAGUUUACCACAUUGUUGCUCGAGCUUUUGAUAAAAUUCUUUUUUUUUCCAAUUGAGUAAAUAAAACGGUGAAGAGUCGAAACAAACAGCAACCAUAUCUUGAGGAAACUUUGUUGCAUGCGACAGUGCUUAAUAUGAAUAUCACGACUCGUGAUAUAAGCACGCACAGUAUAGAAACAAACACGACGUUAAUAGUUCGAUAUUACUUCCCUGGUUUGCUUUCUUAGUAAUAUGAAAGUGCUGGAUAAAAAUGAACUUUAAAGAAUAUUAAAGAAGAGCCAUUGAAGUUAUUAGUUUAUAGACGGUAAAACAAAUUCAACAUUUUUAAUGUUACUGAAAAAAAAGCACGACUUAACAAUAUCAUUAUCUAGGAAACUGCCCACCUACCCCUCCCCUAACUCAACAACAGUCAAUUGACACCAUGUUAAGGUUAAUGCUGGGUUAGGGGAGGGGUAUGUGGGCAGUUGCCCAGAUACUGAUAUUGUUACGUCGUGCUUUUUUUUCAGUAACAUUAAAAAUGUUUAAUUUUUUUUACGGUCUUUGCCCUUUUGCCAUACGAGCCAUUAACAAAUGAGAAUUGGCCAUCACUGAUUCUUGUUGAGUUCUCUUGGAGAUCGAUAGUUUUUCCAAAAUUUACUGAUGUGACAUAUCAUCAUAUUCCCUUAGCUGCCAAAAAACAGGGUUUUAUCGAUUAUUGUGGAAUAAUAAAACUCACAGGUGUUUUCAUGUUUCACUCUUAAUGCAAAUUCAUCUCUAAAUUAAACUUUACUGGUGAAGACAAACACGUAAUUUAGCCGCGCAUUAAUGUUUAAUAACAGACUUCGGGCUAUAUUCUGUGACAUUUGAGGAAAACAGCAAGAAUGAAAUGCCACAGAAUUAGCAUUUGCGAGGUAACGUUUUUUGUCUAUCUAGUAAUAUAAAUGCAAGACACAACCAUGAACUCCUGGCAAGAAAAAUGUACAAGUUUUUUGCAUAAGAAACUUUCAAGCAGGUAUUUCUUACAACAGAGCGCAAGGCUUAAUAAAAACGCUGUUAAAACACUGUGCUGAUGUUGAACGAGUUUUGCUAUAUCUUAACUUUCCAUUGGAUACACCUAGCCGUAGAGAAUAUAUUGUCUUUCUUAUACUUUAAUAUUGCAAUAUACAACUGUCCUCAUCAAAAGAGAAUUUUUAAUUUCACACAUCACCCGCAACAAAAGAGAACUUGAAAUUUUUUUAUCAAUUAGACAUCUGAAAUAAAUUGAUAUCAGUGAGUCCAAAAGGCCAACAUUUGCCUCUGAUAAAAGCACAAAAGGGUUUUGUAGCGUAGUAUCUUCCUCCUGACACACGUUCUCCUUCAUAGCUGAAAUAUUCAACAACUAUCACCAAAGUGGAGGUGAAUAAACAAAGCAUGACCUUCAUUGGGCGCUAAAAUACAUACGGAUAUUUGUAUGCAGACACAAUCAGUUCCGAGGAGCGAACAGUUUUUCGAGAGCGACCCUCGAGGAAAACUUUGAGCCUCGAGAAACAGAUAAUGCAUAAGGAUAAUUUCACCCCAAAUGGAGGCUACUGUGUUUAUUGUUCUUCGCACUCUUUUUUUUUAACGCGCGGGAUUGCUGCGUGAAAUGUUUAUUUUUCGGUGUUCGCUGGCACAAUUUUAAUCAACAAACAUAUUCCUUCUUCUGUAACAGUAACUAAACGCUCUUUUAUCUUGAAUUCAAUAUUAAACGAACGUUUGUAUUGUUGUGGACUUGAGGCUUAACAAAUUCUUGAAUAUCACUUGGGAUAUAUAUUAAUAUAUAUGUUGGCAUCUGUAAAAUUUGUAUAGCUGUAUAGUUUUAUCUAUUAGGACAUUUUCACGAGUUAAUUUUUUUUUCUUUUGAAAAACCUAUUAAGAUCUUUGGCGAGGACUUUUUCAUUUUAGCCUACUGAGGCUUAUAUCACUUUCGUUUUACUUUCUUAGAAAUAUGAAAGUGGAUGAUAAAAUUGAGCUUCAAACAGGUGCAAAGGGGAACUGUUCAAGUUAUUUGUUUGUAGACAGAAAAUUACUUAAUUAAUUAAUUUCAGCGUUUGACGUUGACACCUUUUUUCCAAGCGAACCGGUCAAAAUGCCAACUAUACGAUUAAAUUUGUCUUGUUUUCCGAAAAAUGUCCAUAAUGUAUAUGAAAAUUGAAAUGCUUUUAUUACCUGUGAGACAUUUGUAGAGGAGCGCUAGAAACAAAAUAGACUAUUACUACUCGGAUCCUUAUUGAGUUCUUGUGAGAAUCAAUAUUUUUCCGAAAUUAAUGUAACACAUUAUUACUUCCUUUGGCUGCAAAUAAUUUUUUUGUUUUAUCAUUAAUUGUAAAAAGAUAAAACUUACAGAUAUUUGCGUUUGACUCGCAAUGAAAAGUCAUUCCUAAAUUAAACUCAUCACACAAAUAUGUAGCUGUGUCAUACAAUAAUGUAUACCAACAGACUUCCGUUCAUAUUCGGUGAAGUUCAAGGAUAGACAGCAAGAAUGAAGUACCAAAAUAAUUGUUUCCAUUUAUUGAACGUUUUAAAUGCAAGGCACAACCAAGAUCUCCUACCGAAAGCAAAUUGUAGUAUUUGUCGCGCGAGGACCUUCCAAGUGAGCGUCUCUAAAAGGUAAUUGAAAGUCUCAAUCCAAGCAAGUCCAAUAGCCUUACUUUUUUUCUAAUUGAAAAGGAAAAUUGGAAAACGAAUGCCUUGGUAUAGGGCAGAAAGCGACUGGAGGGAACUAGUAACGUGACAAAAACAGGAAAUGUUUUGAUGAUGCAAUCCUAAUCCUGCUCCUCCCACUGCUUUCGUUUCUAGCUGAGUCGGGCGCGAAACGGAAAGUAAAAACCUGUAAGGUUUUGUUAAUUACAAAGUUGAACAUUAAUAUUUUGGUAUUGUUACCGGAAAAUUUAGUGAUUUUUCUGUGUGAUUGUUUGGAGCAUAUUUAUUACUUUUCAAUAUUUUAGCCGUUCUCAAUUCAUUCGAGUUUCUUUUAUUGUGAUGUUUUAAAAAAGAUAAAAGCCAACAGUAAAUUAUUUCAACCACUAACUUGUAGAUAUCGCUUUGUUCUCGCUGCCUUUAUGCACCUGAACAUCGAUCCUUUUGUGAUCUUAUUCUUAGUGGACGUUGUUAAGUAAACAUUCCUUGUAGUGACCUUUUCCGGCGACUUAUCUGGGAGGGAUGUUGCCAGCUGAACUUAUGCCCGUAAAUUAGUUAUUUUCGUAAGAUAAUUUUUGCUUGUUGUCACUUGUUCAAAACGUAACAGCAGCAUCGGAUAAAUAAUCAUUAGUUAUAACUGAUUUCUCACUUUUCCUUGUUAAUAUAUAUAUUUUUAAUUUUGAAGCUGUAAGUUCAAUUUCUUGAUUACUAUCAAUAACUUUAAAGAGACAUUUUCCGCUUCUUUUGUGAUACUAUUCAAAUAUCAGAAAAAGAUGUUUUUCGUCUUGUCACAAGCGUGGGACAUAAGGAAUCGAGCCUCAGACCUUCGGAUUCCGCGCUCCGAUGCUCUACCACUGAGCCACAGAGACUUUAUGGUGACAGAGGUCUAUUACGAAGUUCAUAUAACACGCGUCCUGCAUGCUUCCAGGAUCAGCAAUUUCGAUAGCGUCAUGUUUGUAAAUAGAAUAAGAGAGAUGGUAAGUUUUGAGCUCGAUAAAGAAAAACUAACGACAUUUCGUUCCCCCAGUUAGUGCGAAAAACCUAUGUCACAGAGAACGACAAAAUUCAGUUCCACGCAAGAGGCGUGAUCUAAUAAGCGCCAGCAAGAAAGGACCGCUCGAGUAACGUGAGUACCUCGAAUUUGCUUUUGUCCAUUUAUGAGGUCCGUGAAGAUAGUUUUUAAGAAACGUUUGCCGCAAUAUAAUUUUACGAAGCAGGAAGUCCCGCCUUCAGAAUUAAGACGACCAAGGUAAAUAGGGAGUUGCAAACUUCUUUGUUCGAAGAAGAAAAUUAUGACUUUUUUUUAGUUGGCAUUUUAUCAAAGUUCCUCGCCGCCGACGACACACGACACCGAUUCUAGUUAAGAGAUUGAACCAAUUUCUUCCAAAGACCCACCACGAGUUCUCACCGCAUUUUCCAGUCAGAGCCAAGCAGAUAAACGAAUACAGAGGCCAUAUCAGCAUCGAUAUCAAACGAAAGUCCGUCCAUUGUUCAACUUUCCAUCGUUCAGCCAAGUCCUGAUGUGCAGGGAAACGAUAGCGCACGAAGUUCACUUAUUUCUGAUCGACCCUUCGUCACCCCGGAGGUUGAAGAAAUCCGUGAUUCCGAGAAUCUAACAUCACAGGAGAAAGAAGUCAAGAGCUCGUGGUUGACCUGUCCAGUUAAUUAAUUCACCAACGGAACUGGUGCGAAGUGAAGAAAGUACACAAAACCAAAACAAAUAUAGAAACACAAAAAACGAUUUUGCAUCGAGUCAAGUUUGGGCAGCGACUCCCAGGAAGAACCAAGCGGGGCAGAACCAAAAGUUAGUGAAGAAUUUUGUCCUGACAACGCCAUUGCAAGUCCACUCCAAGUUGUCUGAACUGUUAAAUAAGGCCCAAGGUUCUAAUGAUGACUCACUAAAGCAGCCCGUUGUACCCCUAGUAGCUUAUUCGGAACAAGGCAGACGAGGGACACCGGAUUAUAAGAAUUAAAUUCAAUGCAUGGGAUGCUCGAAUAAAUGGCUUGACCGGGCGAAAUCAGAUAACCGCGAAGAACCGCCAAGACAGUGCACACGAGAAGGACGACCUAUUUGUUACUCGUGUGGGAGAAUUGCCAUGUGCAGCACAAUUGUAACAAGAAGUCUCCACGCGAACCAAAUCAGAAUUUUGAGCAGUACUAGCCAAACUACCCACGACGCCAAUAAAGCGGAAAUUAUCCUCAACGCUCCGGUUAUAGUCAGCCACAACGAAGGAAUGAAGUACCUUCUAAAAAUCGAAGAAGCUCUCAUUUAGCCGUGGUAGAUGGUCAAGAUUACGAAAAUAGUGAAAUGGCUCCGCUUGGACAAAAUUAACACACAUUUCCACGGGCCAACGCGAAUUCCUGGAAAUUCAGUGGAAUUCAGUAGAAUUCAGUGAAAACGAUACCUAACCACUAUAGGUAAAUUAGAAGAAAAGUCUGUUCAUGGAAUUAUAGAUACUGAUGCACGCGUUUCAGCCACUAAAGAAAAAGUUCCAAGAGAAAUCUAUGGUGAUGUUCCCUUUUUCGCAGUUCAGACUUGGAAAAGCCAGCCUACAACUAAAAAGAAUUAUUACGAAUACACUGCCUUUAUACCUUAAGGAUGUUCAGUUUCCUCGUGAAUUCCAAGUCGUGUAUAAUCUUGCCUAUGAUGCCAUCCUUGAUCGAAAUUAGAAUUUAGUGAUUUUUCCAUGUGUUUUCUUUGAGCAUGUUUAUUACUUUUUCAAUAUUGUAGCCGUUCUCAAUUCACUGGAGUUUCUUUAUUGUAACGUUGUAAAAAAGACAAAAGCCAACGGUAAAUUCUUUCAACUACUAACUUGUACAUACCACUUUGUCUUCACCGCCUUGUACCUGAACAUCAGUCUUUUUGUGAUCUUAUUCUUAGUGGACAUUGUAAAGUCAACAUUCCUUGUAGCGACCUUAUCUGGUAAAUUACUUCUCAAGGAUGUUGCCAUGACUUCUCCCAUUUACUUGCUAAGAUAUAUAUUAUUAAUUUUGGAGUUGUAAGUUCGGUCUCUGUUCUCUACGUUAGUAUCGAUAACUUCAAAGAGACAUUGUCCGCUUCUCAGUUUGUGAUACUAUUCAAAUAUUGUAAAUUUAGAGAACAAUAGAGCCACGCCUUAGAUAGUACUUAAGGAGGUACCUUAAAAAGGGAUCACACAGACGACUGCGUGGUGAUUAUAUUUAUUUAAUGAUUGUGUGGCGAUUACGAAAUUGAGUACGCAAGAGGGCAUGUCGGUUGUGGACGUGAACUAAAAUAAAGUUACUGUUGAAACAAACGCUGUUUAAUUCUUGACGUCCGUAGCAAGUUUGACUGAAGCAGGUCUCUGUGUACCAGGAAACCCUGACAAGUUUCCGUUCCUGCUGCAAGUAGUCUUUACCGAGCUAUUUUCCCCCGUUAUUGUUGCGUUCCCCGCAGAAAUAACAGGUCCAGUUGGUAUGAAAAAAAAACCUAUCGUCACAAUAUAUAUGUUGGCAUCUGUGACCAAACAUUAAUUUUGAAUACUUAAAUGUACUUGGAGAUUGCCACGAGUAAUUAUUAUUUUCUGAACCGUUUGAAAUCUCUGACGAGUACUUUAUUUUCUAGAUUGCUGAAGUUGAUAAUGAUUUUUCUUAACCUCAUAGAAGUUAUAUUAAAGCUUAAUUACCAAUCCUUAAAGUAAAAGUUAAUCCAAGUUACAAGGGAGAAUUUGCUAUGAAAAAAUACCUAUUAAAAAUGUCUUAUGCCCUUCUCGUUUGCCAACUUAUACCCGAGGCACAUAAAAAAGCUCAAAAGGAAACUUUGUUGACGUAACAGCCGAUGUUUAAGCAUAGUUUGCAGAAAGACCUCCCCAAUAUGUUUUCAUAUAAUCAUCUUUAGGCGGCUGCUGUUACGAUAAAUUAUCUUUCGUUGCAAUCACAGGUAAACCUAAAGGAAAAAGGAAUAAAGAAGUAUGAUGGCAAGAAAUAAUUUAACAGAAGGUGGAGUACAAAUGGAAACAUAUCAAGAACUGUUAUGUUCCCCCUCUUUGGCAGGCGGAUUACAACAGCAGUCGAUUCAUCUCGCAGUGGUAAAUGGAAUACUCUCUCUCACUGCAAUUCUGGGGAAUUUUCUAAUCCUUGUUGCCCUUCGUAAAGAAUCUUCCCUCAAUCCACCAUCCAAACUUUUGUAUCGUUGUCUGGCAACAACUGAUCUGUUGGUUGGUCUCGUUAGUCAGCCUCUCUAUGUUAUUUAUUGGAUAUCCAUAGUUAACGAAAACUGGAAUCUUUGUCGAUACUCAAGGAACGCCACCUAUGUAACCAUCUAUGCAUUUUGUGGGGUAUCUUUGGGGACAAUAACGGCCAUAAGCAUUGACAGACUUCUUGCGCUGUUAUUGGGGCUGAGAUACAAACAAACUGUAACUCUGAAGCGCACAAAUAUUAUUUUAGCUGCCAUUUGGGUUUUAUCUGGUGUCGCUGCUUUAUGCUACAUUUUAGAUUACCGUAUCAAUUUAUGGUAUGGAUAUAUCGGUGUUCCAUCUUGUUUAUUGAUCUCAAUGGUCUCGUACACAAAGAUAUUUCACACCCUUGUUCAUCAUCAGGCACAAGUACAAGUUCAUGUUCAACUACAGUCAAGUCAACCAAAUUCACUGAACAUUUCGCGAUACAGAAAGGCGGUGUAUAGUGCGCUGUGGGUACAGUUAGCAUUAGUUGCUUGUUAUACACCGGGUACCUUUCUUGAAAUUGAGAAUGUUCACAAUAGAACACUUUCACCACAAUUCGUCUUCAGCAGAGGAAUUGGAGCCACCUUACUUUACUUUAACUCGACGUUAAAUCCAUUUCUUUACUAUUGGAAGAUUAGUGAAGUAAGACAAGCAGUAAAGCAGACAAUCAGGCAAGUACUUUGCUGUCCAUGGAAUUAA